Sus scrofa (pig) is the source of this 2964-nucleotide messenger RNA. RefSeq names its product C2 calcium-dependent domain-containing protein 4A. NCBI's taxonomy places the organism in Eukaryota, Metazoa, Chordata, Mammalia, Artiodactyla, Suidae. The record is from RefSeq and is a predicted model, not a curated record.
UCCAAUUCGACCCCUAGCCUGGGAACCUCCAUAUACCAUGGAUACAGCCCUAAAAGGACAAAAAGAAAGAAACAAACUCAGUCUAUUAGUCUACACCAAAAAUUCCAAAGCAGCCUGGUAUAUGCAGCAAUGGUGGCACAUUUGUGUAUGAAGGAAAUGUGGAGAGGCUGACAACUGUAGUAGGGGAGUUGGGUAAAGGGUCCUAAAGGGGAUGAUGUCUGCUGAACAAUAAAAAGGAGUUCCUAUAUAUAUAAAAAGUGGAGAAGGGUAUUUCAGAUAACAGGAAGCAUCACAUGUGAAGCCUAAUAAAUAGAAAAUUGCUAGUUCUGGGUUCUGCCAUUAACUAGCUCUAUUGAAGGUUAAUAGAAUAUCCUCAAAUCCCACUGGAAUUCCAGUUUUCUCAUCUUCGAAAAUGAAGGUUGUGGGAUGGUGGAAAGGGACAAUCUGAAUUUUCUCUAAGGUGCUUUCUAACUGGAUACCUGGAUAGUAGAGCAGAGACAGGGAUAGCUUUGGAAAUAUCAUUUUUAGAACAUGAGCUAGAAACCCCACCUUUCGUGACAAUCAACAUGAUAGGCAGAGCCUGCAGUCACUCAGACAUUUUUGCAAACAUUAAUUCACUCAAUUCACCAAUAUACAUGGCAUUGACUGAGCCAGGCCCCAUUCUAUUAGGAAGGCCACGGUCCAGCAGAGGGAGACUGGGGUGUAAAUAAGUGCAGGAGUACCAUGGGAAAUACACUGGACUACAUAGUGCAGGUUCAUGGGAGCAGUAAAAUAGAAGCUCCUAAUGCGUAUAGGUAACAUGCAGGGGAGCAGGAUUUAGAGCUCAGCAAAAAGGAACUUCCUGUUUCCUCACCCUGCUUCACCUUUUCCAAAAAGCCACAAACAUUUUCAGCCGCCACUUCUGGGAGGGCGGUAGAGCGUCCUCCCUCCCCACCUGCAACCUUUCACUGGCCCGCGGAAGCAGUUCCUCCGCACGCAGAGCGGAUGCGGUCACAGGGCUGAGCAGAGAAUUCCGGCUCACACCACAGCUUCACUCCCACGCGAGCCUCCGCGGCAGAGCCCAGCGCUGGCGAGAAGGGGUGGUCCGGCGGGGCGGGCCAUCCAGCGCCGCCAGCGGUUGGGCUUCGACCCGCUGGUCGGGACUCAGGGUCUGCUUAUAAGACAGGAGCACCUCUGUCCCGGCCACAGUGCUGAAGCUGGCGUGCCAGCAGAGACCGGGAGGCUUCGGGCAUAGAACUUGCAGCUCAAGAACCAGAGGAACUGAAAAAGAGGAGCGCCUUUCCCCACUUCUCCCAGUCCCAGCCUCGGAGGAUGAGGCUCCUUGAGAAACUCCGCGCCUCGGCCGGGGGCACUGCGGUUCAGGAGCCUACCUUCACCAAUGUGCUUACUCCUGAUCGCAUCCCUGAGUUCUGCAUCCCGCCGCGACUGCCUGCGCCGUGUGCGCUCGAGUCUUCGCCCCCGACUGCCGCUUUGCCCCGACGGUGCGCCGCCGAGCCGGACCUGUGGCCCCGGGAAGCAGACGACUGCGCGGGGCGCACGGACUGGGACCCGCGCUCGCAGGCCGCGCUCUCGCUGCCUCACCUGCCCCGAGCGCGCACCGCUUACGGCUUCUGCGCUCUCCUCGAGAGCCCGCACACCCGCCGCAAGGAGUCGCUCUUUCUAGGGGGCUCUGGCACCGCUGCGCUCCUGCCCGUGCCCCGCCGCCGGGCGCGCACCUUCUGCGGCGGCGGAGGCGACCCCCUCGCGCCCCCGGAAGAAGCCCCUGCCGCGCUUCCAGCGGCCCCUGGCGGUCUCUGCGCGCCUCCCGCUGCGCCCGCCCCGCGGCCCCGCGGCCGCCGCCUCUUGCGCGCUCCGGAGGGGCUGCUGCGCCGCGCGUUGCGUGUCCGGAGGAGCCGUGGCCUGGCCCGCGCCCGCUCCGUCUCCAGCGAGGACGCGGACGAAGAUGAAGACGACGAGCGCCGUGUCAGCUCCCGGUCCCAGCCUCAGCCCCCCGCCGCGGGCCCUCCGCCGCGACCCGCCGGCCUGCAGCCAGAGCGCCUGGAGGCCGAGGGCACUGUGGCUCUGGACCACGCUGGCGGCACCCUGCGCUUGGCCGCCGAGUACAGUAGGGUCAGCGGGCGUCUCCGCGUCCGUCUGCUCCGCGCCGACAGCCCGGCCGGAGCGGUCGCCGAGCCCCGCACCCCCGUCGGCUGCCGCGUCAGCUUCGUCCUCCUGCAGCCGCCGGGCCAGAAGCGUGGGCCUCGUGGCAACGUGAUUCGGCGGAGCCGCCGGGCCGUGUUGGAGCAGGACUUGUGUUUGGACGGGCUCUCGGAGGACGAGGUUCGCCGCCUGGCCGUGCGCAUCAAGGCCGAAAACCCGGGCCACGGCCUGGAGCGGGGCCGCCUGCUGGGCCAGGGCGAGCUGCUGCUGGGCCCCCUCCUGCUCCUCUGAGCGCGCGCCCGGGCCCUGGCGCCUUUUGGACACUGACAGCCUCUGUGUACGAAAUAAAUAUGUAUUUAUUUAUUUUUCUACACAUGUUCUUGCUUUAUUUCCAUUUUAACCUAAGAUGUCUACUUUUGUUUUCGUUUAUUGGUAGAGAAGGAUAAAAUAAUGACACUCCCCUCUCUUCAAACCCAGUCUUUUUUUUCACAAACCACUUUUUAUGUAAAAAGGUUGGUUUGUGGCUAGGAGAGAAAGGACCUACACCCCAUUCCGUUGUUUUUCCAUUCCUGAUAUAUUUCAACGCCAAACGGUUAUGGGUUUUAAAAAAUGCUAUUCCUUUGAAAUCAUGCCCAACGUUUAAGAUGCAUGUAGACAGCUUUCCAUAUUUGAUGUGGUGUCGGUUCUUAUCCUCAUUUGCAUACACACACACAUCAGGGUGGGAGACCUUCUAUAACACGGAUACCUUGCUGGGAAAAUAAUUCCUUUUCCAUUAAGAAUAGAGUUCUUUUGAAAGCGAGGUCUUCAAAAAUUGCUGAGGAAAAA